Anopheles arabiensis is the source of this 4498-nucleotide messenger RNA. Its product is annotated as death-inducer obliterator 1. NCBI's taxonomy places the organism in Eukaryota, Metazoa, Arthropoda, Insecta, Diptera, Culicidae. Gene Ontology annotation, cellular component: nucleus. The coding region runs from base 52 to 3207 and encodes 1051 amino acids. Gene Ontology annotation, biological process: ubiquitin-dependent protein catabolic process; mRNA processing; protein ubiquitination. The transcript has 6 exons. The record is from RefSeq and is a predicted model, not a curated record. Gene Ontology annotation, molecular function: ubiquitin protein ligase activity.
AUUUGGCUUGGUCGCGGAUUUGACAGCAGUUGUCAAAAUAGCCCAUAAAAGAUGUCCGAAACGAAUGACGACUCGCUUACCUUCGAUUUGGGCAACGACGAUCCUGCCAUUCUUAAUGAGGACGAACUUUUGCUGUCCGACGACGAGAGUGGCAUCAAACUCGACCAGCCGGAUGAAGAUUUCCUGCUGGAAGAGACGGACGACUGGGUACGCGAUGAGUUGGUAGCGUCGAGAACUGUGGUGCAACCGAAAAGUGAAACCAGUGCGACAGUGCAAAGUGUGCCCCGUGACAGUGAAACGUCCGCACCACGUCCGCCGGUGCCCGUUGAACCGGCCGUAAGCCGGUGCGAUGAUGAGAGUGAACCAACAGAGGGAGCCGGCUGCCAGGCAGCUCCCGUGCCGGCACAUCAAACGUUCCACGUCGAUCCACCCAUCGAACCGACCACCACUCGGAGCAGGGACGAUACUGGCGACGAGGCGAAUGUAGAGGAUGUUGCUGCAACCGGUGCCGAAACAACGGCGCUGCCUACUACGACGGAGGAUGAGGUCGCAGCGGAAAGCGCAUUUGAAGAGCCGCAGCCGGAUGUGCCGAAUGUUGGUGCUAGCGUGUCGAAGGAAUCGUUCGGGUCGGCGUCUUCUGGCGGGGGACAGGGGGUGGAGAGUGGCACGGUUUCCGGCUCGACGACGGUCGAGUACAGUACGUCCGCCCAGUCGCUUGCCGAAACGGUCAGCUCGGUCCCGAUGUCAUCGAGCGGUACGCACCGAACCGCCACCAGCGCGGAACAGUGCGACACGACCUCGUCCGAGGAUGUGCUGUACCUGUACGCGAACAACCAGGAGCCGGACGGUUCGUACGAUACGGACGAGACGAGCGAAAAGCGGGGCUGGAAGAACGAAUCCAAGAACGAACCACGCCAUCCGAUGCACCAGCAGCAGCACCAGCACCAGCAGCAACAGCCCCAUCCGCUCCUAGGCCACCAUGGACCCGGCAACCGGCUCCAGCCCGGGUACGGCAAGCCGGGCAUGAAGCACCCCCUACUACCACCCCAGCAGCAGCAGCAGCAGCAGCAGCACCCGGGCGGCAUGAUUGCGCCCAACAUACUCGGACCGCACCGGCCAAACAAUUUCGGCGCCAUGCAUCCGGGCGGCGGCGGUGGCCGCCCAAUGGACUUCCGGCCCGGUGGCAACCGGCAGCGCUACCCGCUCCGGCCCGGCUUCGGACCGGAAAUGAUGGGCCAGUACCGUGGCAUGGGACGGAUGAACUUUCCGCCCGGGCCACCGCCGCCCGGCAUGCACCAUCCGGGCGUACUGAUGCCAGGGGGUCCGGGCGGUCCAAUGCCACCGAUGCGCGGCUUCCCAGGGCGGGGCCAUCCGUACGAAAUGGGGCGACCGAUGCCGCCGCGUCUCAUCCGCCCGAUGGGAGGUGCCAAUGGGCCUCAAAUGUAUCGGAAUGCUGGUCCGCCGAACGGGCCACAGGCAAAAGGACCGGCCAUUGGGCAGCAGGGACCUUACGGACCGUCGCAACAGGGGCAAGGUGGUGGUGGUGGUAAUGUGGUCCCGCAGCCGCAAUCGCUCCUGUCCGGCACGUUCGAUCCGAUGACGGUUGGUGGAGGCGGUGGAGGAGGAGGAGGAGCAGGAGUAGGAGGAAGUGUUAGUGGCGGCAUUGUGGGUGGUGCAAGUGGUAGCGUUGGUGCCGGGAGUGGGGCCACGAUUCAGCAACCGUCACCCGUCGCCGCCGCCGCCCCAGUGCCCGGAUUCCCGCAAAAGGUUCUCAUCAAUCCUAAUUUUAAAGGUGGCGUGGAAGCGGUCAAGAAUCAGCUCAUGCGCGAUGCGGCCCUCAGCUCGCAGCAGUUCGUGGCCGGCGUCGCCACCACCGCCCGGCAGGUCAGCGACGACGAACUGCUGCGCCAGCAGGAAGAGUUCAUCAACAAAAACCGGAUCGAGGUGGAGAAGCGCCGGCACGAGCGGUCCCCGUCGCGCGAACGUGACCGGGAGCGGGACCGCGAGCGCGACCGCGAUCGAGCCCGAUCGCGCGAACGGGAGCGAUCGCGCGAGCGCGACCAUCGCGAGCACCGUGAGCGGGACCGCGAACGCGAACCAUUCCGUGGCCGGUCGCGCUCGCGGGACCGGGACAUGCGGCCACGGUCGAGGGAGCGUGAUCGCGAGCGUGACUAUUCACCGCGCCGCCAUCAUCGCGCUGGCAGUAGGGAUCGUGAUUUGGGACGGCCGGGCCGGCGCAACUUUGGCAGGAGUCGGAAUGCGAGCCGCGACCGUGACGACGACGGCCGGUUCCCGAAGCGGCGAAAGAGCAGCGAUUAUGGGGAGAACAACCGCGGACAUUAUGAGCGCCAUGACGAUGACGAAGAUCCCGAAACGAGGGCCUAUCGGAUGGAGAUUGAAAAGCAGAAGGCGACCCGGGAGAAGAUGCUCCGCGAGAAGGAGAUGCGUCGCAAGCGGGCGGCAGAGGAGAAGCUAAAGUCGCGAUCGAAUGACCCGAAACCUCAGGAAAAUACGCCACCACCCAAGCUGACGCCGUUGGUGGUGACGGAGAAGAAAAUCAUUACGCUAAAAAAGAAGCCGGAACAGGCGGCGGCGGCGUCCGAUUCGACGCACGGCCGUCGCUCGCCGACCGAACGCUCCAACAGCCACGCUAAACCGGCGGCCGGCGAUCAGCAGGAGCGCACGCGAUCGCGCCACCCCGACAACGAGCCGCAGCCGAGCGACGGCAUCAGCAGCGAGCUCAACUCGGAAGCGAUCGAGCUGGAUCUGCUGGAAGAGUUGCUGCUGCGCGAGCCAACGCCCGAACCGAUGCCGUCGAAGCCGUCGCGCGUUACGACCAGCAGCGGCCAGGUGUCCACAACCAGCGGUACGGCGCAUGUCACCACCUCAUCGUCCGGUGGGGAAGGGGCAGCAGUAGGGUCGAAGGGUGGACGGGAUCGUCACCCGACCACAACCAGUGGCAGCAGCGGUGGAACAGCAGCAGCAGCGACCGGAGGUAGUAGCAGCCGACGCAUCGUGCUCAUGAAGCCGACCGGCAGCGACAAGAGGGACGGAGGAGGCGGAGCGACAGCAGCUGGCAACAACAGCAACAGUAGCAGCAGCAGCAGCAGCAACCGGAAGGCGCGCAUCUUCGACCGGCUGGACAGACGGAUCGGUGUGAAUGAGGCGGACAAGCGAAAAAUCCAGAGGUUAGUUAAGGACAAUUAAUCGGUUUUCCAACGUCCCCGCUCUCCUUCACACAACACCAUUUCUCCCCUCCGCUCCCGUGCCCUCUCUCACGGGAAGCAAAAACAUUAUUCUGCAGUCGAUUAUUGCGGACGCACCCAAUGCCAUGCUCCAGCUUCACGUGCAUUAGUGUGUCCAAAUUAUACAUAUAUAUGUGUGUGUGCGUGCGUGCGCGUGUGUGUGAGAGAGAGAGAGAAUUUGAACCCACGAUUGGGGUGGAUUGCUUGGCACGCGCUAGGGACUCGGCUAGAUGGCGCCGGUUGUUCGCGUGCAGCUACAGUAGUGUAUAGUGUACCUCUUGCGGGAAAGUGUGGAACCAACCUGAUUUUGUUGUUAGGGGAAUCGUUUUGUUUCCGAGUUUGCUUCAACUUUUCUUUUUUAUUAAUAUUCUUAGUCAUAUUUUUAAUGCUUACACACCACUGGAGAUUAUGUCAGUGGAUCAAACCCAUCUUUUAUGGUACAUAUACACACGUUGUACGAUCCAGUAACAACAAACAAACAAAAAGCACUCCCACACUUUACUACAGGGCAGGAGAAAUUGGUAGACUGUUUUUUUAAACAAUUAAUAUUAUGUAUUAAACUGUAUCACGUAGUAUACAAGUGCACGUUUCUUGCGCAAGGCAACAACGCGUUUUAUAGCAACAACACAACCCGACAUGAUCAUUACGCGCAAGCAUUUCUGUCGCCGUCGUCGUCUUCGUCGUCCCGUUUUUCCCCACACUUAUCAUGUAAACGCUUAUUUAACGAGGUCAUUUUACUUACCUGGACUGUUUUGCCCGUUUUAGCAGAAACGGUGGCACCGCUGCGAUUUUAAUUUGUAUUCACUUUUGUUCUGUUUUCGUCGUGUGUUUGUGCGUGUAUUUCGAACAACAACUGCGCGGUGUAAAACGCUCUUAGAAUAAGUGAUGUGUAAAGAUUUUUUCUGUUUUUUGUUUUUGGUUUCGAUAGGUUAAAUAGUUAAGCAAACAAACAAACCCCGAUUGUCUAGAUUGUUGUGUAUGUUCGGUACGGUUACAUAGGUGUGGCUACACGUGAUCUGCCUUUCAUUGUAUUGAUUGUAUGCGAUAUGACACGUGGGGGCUUGAUGACCACACACACACACAUAUAUAUAUAUAUAGAAAGGGCUUGGCAAAUAAGUGAAGCAAUUAAAACAUAUUUUAUUAUUACAACAAAUACAUGGCCCUCUCGCAAAGGAACCCAAACAAACAAAAAACCCUUUGACCGUAAACUUUAUUGCUAGAAGGCGGCAGUAUAGGAGUGGAAGUAGUGAAGG